GAGGCUCAGGCGAGACUGGAUACAGGGAAGGAGAAGUGGUAGCAAAGGCACGAGGGGGGGAGAAGAUUGCUUUUGUGUGAGAUGGGGGGAGAAGGAGAUAGCGCAUGUCUCAUCUCUCAGUGUAGCCACUAGACGCUCCCUCCACAACCAACACCACCAUCUUGCAUGUGCAACAUUUCUAGCCGGACAUCAGCUCUCCCGGGGCUAUGGAGACUGCGGGAAACAUCACACUCAGGAUGGAUUGCUAGACUUGCAGCGACUGGCUUUCUUUUUGUGUUUGUGGUUUCAGUCUCGAUGCUUUUCAGCAGCAUCUAAGAGAGAGAGAGAGAGAGAGCAAGAAAGAGAGAGAGAGAAGAUGCGGAUUAUUUGCCAACAGAUUGUCUUGUUAUUCUCUGGCUUUUGGGGGAUAGCAAUGGGAGCAUUUCCUAGCAGCGUGCAAAUAGGUGGGCUUUUCAUUCGAAACACAGAUCAGGAAUACACUGCUUUUCGAUUAGCUAUUUUUCUUCAUAAUACCAGCCCCAAUGAGUCCGAAGCACUUUUUAAUUUGGUUCCUCAUGUGGACAACAUAGAAACAGCCAACAGCUUUGCUGUGACAAAUGCCUUUUGCUCUCAGUAUUCGAGAGGAGUUUUUGCCAUCUUUGGACUUUACGACAAGAGAUCUGUGCACACACUGACCUCAUUUUGCAGCGCUUUGCACAUUUCCCUGAUUACGCCAAGUUUCCCGACAGAGGGUGAAAGUCAGUUUGUCCUGCAGCUGAGACCCUCUUUGCGUGGCGCUCUUCUGAGUUUGCUUGAUCAUUACGGUUGGAACCAUUAUGUCUUUCUGUACGACACAGACAGGGGAUAUUCAAUACUACAAGCUAUUAUGGAGAAAGCUGGACAAAACGGAUGGCAAGUUAGUGCGAUAUGCGUGGAAAAUUUUAAUGAUGCCAGCUACAGAAGACUGUUAGAAGACUUGGAUCGAAGGCAAGAGAAUAAAUUUGUAAUAGACUGUGAAGUUGAAAGGCUUCAGGAUAUCCUAGAACAGGUUGUGAGUGUUGGGAAACAUGUCAAAGGAUAUCAUUACAUCAUUGCAAACCUGGGAUUCAAGGACAUUUCACUUGACAGGUUUAUGCAUGGUGGUGCUAAUGUAACCGGAUUCCAAUUGGUAGAUUUUAAUACUCCAAUAGUAACUGAACUAAUGCAGAGAUGGAAGACUCUGGACCAAAGGGAGUAUCCAGGAUCAGAAACCCCACCAAAGUAUACCUCUGCACUAACUUACGAUGGUGUACUUGUAAUGGCUGAAGCAUUUCGGAACUUACGAAGACAAAAAGUUGAUCUUUCAAGAAGAGGAAAUGCUGGAGAUUGUCUUGCUAAUCCAGCUGCUCCUUGGGGUCAAGGAGUUGAUAUGGAGAGAACACUUAAACAGGUUCGAAUCCAGGGAUUAACAGGAAAUGUACAAUUUGAUCAUUAUGGCCGCAGAGUGAACUACACAAUGGAUGUACUAGAGCUGAAAAGUGCAGGCCUUAGGAAGAUUGGUUACUGGAAUGAUGUGGAUAAACUUGUUUUACUUCAACAUGAACCUUCUUUUAAAAAUGAUAGCUCUGCAAUGGAAAACAGAACAGUAGUUGUAACCACUAUAUUGGAAUCCCCUUAUGUAAUGUACAAGAAAAAUCAUGAACUGCUGGAAGGGAACGAAAAGUUUGAAGGCUAUUGUGUAGAUCUUGCCUAUGAAAUUGCAAAACACAUUGGCAUUAAGUAUAAAAUUGCCAUUGUUCCGGAUGGAAAAUAUGGAGCAAGGGAUUCAGAUACAAAAAUCUGGAAUGGGAUGGUGGGCGAGCUUGUAUAUGGGAAAGCUGAGAUUGCAGUUGCUCCAUUGACCAUCACCUUGGUGCGGGAAGAAGUGAUUGAUUUCUCAAAACCUUUUAUGAGUUUAGGGAUUUCUAUUAUGAUUAAGAAGCCUCAGAAAUCAAAACCAGGUGUAUUUUCCUUUUUAGAUCCCCUGGCUUACGAGAUCUGGAUGUGCAUAGUUUUUGCCUACAUUGGUGUUAGUGUAGUUCUUUUCCUAGUAAGCAGAUUCAGUCCUUAUGAAUGGCACACGGAAGAACCGGAAGAUGGGAAGGAAGGACCCAGUGACCAGCCUCCAAAUGAAUUUGGCAUAUUUAAUAGUCUCUGGUUCUCGCUUGGAGCAUUCAUGCAGCAAGGAUGUGAUAUAUCACCAAGGUCUUUAUCGGGUCGUAUUGUUGGAGGAGUAUGGUGGUUCUUUACACUCAUAAUCAUUUCAUCAUAUACGGCAAAUCUGGCUGCUUUUCUAACAGUUGAGAGAAUGGUGUCGCCUAUAGAAAGCGCAGAAGAUCUGGCCAAACAAACAGAAAUCGCUUAUGGAACGCUUGAUGCAGGGUCAACAAAAGAAUUCUUCAAAAGAUCCAAAAUAGCAGUUUAUGAAAAGAUGUGGACCUACAUGAAAUCUGCAGAGCCCUCGGUAUUUACUAAAACAACAGCGGAAGGAGUUGCUCGCGUACGGAAAUCGAAGGGCAAAUUUGCAUUUCUUCUGGAAUCUACAAUGAACGAGUACAUCGAGCAGAGAAAACCAUGCGACACGAUGAAAGUUGGGGGAAACUUGGAUUCCAAAGGAUACGGAGUUGCAACACCCAAGCAUUCUCUAUUAAGAAAUGCUGUUAACCUCGCAGUUUUAAAACUGAAUGAACAAGGCCUGUUGGACAAAUUGAAAAACAAAUGGUGGUACGACAAAGGAGAAUGUGGCAGCGGGGGAGGUGACUCCAAGGACAAGACAAGUGCAUUAAGUCUGAGCAACGUUGCUGGAGUUUUCUACAUUCUGGUUGGCGGCUUGGGAUUGGCAAUGCUCGUGGCUUUGAUAGAGUUCUGUUACAAGUCAAGGGCAGAGGCGAAACGAAUGAAGCUGACCUUUUCUGAAGCCAUAAGAAACAAAGCCAGAUUAUCCAUAACGGGGAGUGUAGGAGAAAACGGUCGUGUCUUGACUCCCGACUGCCCGAAGGCCGUACACACUGGAACUGCUUUUAGACAAAGUUCAGGAUUGGCUGUAAUUGCAUCGGACCUACCAUAAAAACCAAAUAAUUUAUUGAGUGCCUUAAUUAAACACUGUUGGUGAGUGAAAAACAGCACAGACUGUGAGUCACAUCUUGGAUAAAUCACUGAAGACCUAGAAUUAUUGCUGAGAUCGGGAAGUACGUUCAAAUGCGCCAAACAUCAUCAGCAAAAAUGUGUGCAUGAGCUCUGCUCGGAAACCCAAACUCAGAUUUUAUAUCAGGAAAAAUGCAUAAUUUAGUUUUAUGGGGGGAGGGUGUGGGAAAGAGUGUACUAGCAGCAACAAAUUUAUCUUGACGGGACUAUAAUCUAAAAAAAAAAAAAAUAACUCAUCUAUUAGCUCAUUAAACUGUGAAAAAUCUGGACCAGAAUGGACAAUACGUGCUCUCUGUUCUAACAAAGAAGGAAAAUAGCUAUAGAAGUCGCUGAAACUACUAACCAGUAUCUCGAGAAUCUCCAUACAUAUAACGGAUGAAUAUCCAGUUUAUUGAAAUAGAUCUCUUAAGAAAAACUGUGAUUAAAAAUAAUAAACAUGUAAAUCCUGUGAAAAUUAAAUUAUUUACUUUUUCUUUGAAAAAAACAAACAAAUAAAAAACGAAAGGAUAUGACAUGCUUGCUUUUUAAACUGAUACAAAUUUAUUAGCGUAAAACACACAGUUCUUUUUUCUAACCAUUUUAGGGAACCGUUCAUUGCAAUAAUUGAUUAAAAAUGCCAUCACUGUAAUAAAAAUCAGAGCAUAUUUUUUAAUAAUAUUUGUGGAUCAUUUCCUGCUAUAUUCAUUGACACAUUCAACACACACGUGUCUAAGUCAUUUAUUUAACCACCACAUAUUAAACUGUUGCAUAACAUCAGUCAGGUGUGUAAAGUUAAUACAGUUUACGGGUCAUUCCUGUUACUAUAAUUAUUUAUGAUCUUGUUAUGUGUAACAAAUCUUGGUUUUGUACCCUAAAAAAAAAAAAAAAGAAUAAAAUAAAGAGACAUUCUUUUAAUAUGUUCAGAACUGUUAAUCAAGAAAAUGUAAUUCUAGAAUCCUGGAAUUUGUAAAAAGGGAUAGUUAAUCUAAUGUAAUUGCCAUGCAAGGUAGUAGUGCAGGUAUAAAUUACAUUAUUUGACAAAUCAGGUUUUUUUUUUAUAAUCACUGUGAUAUGUUUAUUAAGCUUUUACCAUGUUAUUGUUUAUUUGUAUUGUAAAUACGUGCCAUAUUUUUGGAACUGUAAUUCACUUUUUUUUUUCCUGCCAAAAAAUGUACUUUAAAACAGAAAUAUUGUACUGUUGAAGGAUGUGUUAUGUUUUAAUUUAAGAAAACGAGUUUAGGUACCCUAAAAUAUACUUUAUCUAACAUCUAGAUAGGGUAUUUACAAUUUUGCAGAUAUGCUUGUCUGAGUAAGGCUAUUUGAUAUUUUGUUUUGAAGACAUAUUUUGGUAUAAUAAAGAUGUUUAUGGGAGAUAUGUAGUGAAGAGAGUUAUCUCAGUUGGUUAUGUCACCAACUGCAGCACAUGUUCAGACCUAAAAGAAUUCUAAAGG
Molecule: messenger RNA, 4571 nt
Organism: Pelobates fuscus (common spadefoot toad)
Lineage: Eukaryota; Metazoa; Chordata; Amphibia; Anura; Pelobatidae
Gene: GRIA4
Product: glutamate ionotropic receptor AMPA type subunit 4
Exons: 16
Coding region: 356-3064 (902 amino acids)
Biological process (GO): synaptic transmission, glutamatergic; monoatomic ion transport; modulation of chemical synaptic transmission
Cellular component (GO): dendritic spine; AMPA glutamate receptor complex; postsynaptic density membrane
Molecular function (GO): AMPA glutamate receptor activity; transmitter-gated monoatomic ion channel activity involved in regulation of postsynaptic membrane potential
Source: RefSeq, a predicted model, not a curated record